This is a messenger RNA of Alternaria rosae, 843 nucleotides long. RefSeq names its product dihydrofolate reductase-like domain-containing protein. The record is from RefSeq and is a predicted model, not a curated record. Gene Ontology annotation, molecular function: 5-amino-6-(5-phosphoribosylamino)uracil reductase activity. The coding region runs from base 1 to 843 and encodes 280 amino acids. The transcript has a single exon. Gene Ontology annotation, biological process: riboflavin biosynthetic process. Lineage: Eukaryota; Fungi; Ascomycota; Dothideomycetes; Pleosporales; Pleosporaceae.
AUGACGGCUCCUGUACGAGACGCGUUACACUUUCCAGGUUCCGAUAGCCAGCACAUAGAAGGCUAUCUACCUCAUGACUCGCCUACAUCGCCCCCAGCUCACGAACACGUUUCUAAGCCCUUCGUCACAUUGACUUUCGCUACUUCUCUCGACAGCCAACUAGCCAUCGCACCAGGUGUGCAGACAGCGUUAUCUGGCCCGCAAUCCAAGGCCAUGACCCAUUUCCUGAGAUCAAGACACGAUGCUAUUCUGAUCGGAGCUGGGACAGCUAUUGCCGACAACCCAUCGCUAAACUGCCGAAUCGAGGGCGUAGGUGGCUAUGGUGGACAAGGGCUCGUGGGGCAACCAAGACCAGUCGUCGUUGAUCCUCACGGGCGCUGGCAGUUUCGCGAAGAGAGCAAAGUUAUGAGAUUAGCCAAGGAGGGCAAGGGGAAGGCACCUUAUAUUGUGACCUGCGUGGAGCCGUCCAAUACUCAACGAAAGAUACUUGAAGGCGUAGGUGGCGAGUAUUUGAUUCGGCAACUUUCUCCGGAGGACAUUGCUGCAGCUAGUUCGUCGUGGCAUAUCAUUCUCGAUGCUCUGGCGCACCGAGGUAUAAAGAGUGUGAUGAUUGAAGGUGGCGGUUUUGUCAUCAAUGAUAUGCUAGGACCUGGCCCCGCCUAUUCCCUAGUCGACUCUGUUAUCAUUACAAUUGCUCCUACAUGGCUAGGAAGAGGCGGUGUACAAGUCUGUCCCGAUGGUGGCUCGGAACGACUGCCCGUCACAAGAUUGAAAGAAACAAAAUGGAUUCCACUCGGAGAAGACGUGGUGCUUUGCGGGCGACCAAACAAGACACUUCGAUAG